Molecule: messenger RNA, 911 nt
Organism: Panthera uncia (snow leopard)
Lineage: Eukaryota; Metazoa; Chordata; Mammalia; Carnivora; Felidae
Gene: DPT
Product: dermatopontin
Exons: 4
Coding region: 110-715 (201 amino acids)
Biological process (GO): collagen fibril organization
Cellular component (GO): extracellular matrix
Molecular function (GO): extracellular matrix structural constituent
Source: RefSeq, a predicted model, not a curated record
ACUUGGAACCUGCUCUCCCACAUCUGGAAGCCACAUGUCGGCGGCAGCUGUAUAAAACGGUCAGCCCCGCAGACCUAGGGUGACGUUUUUUGCCAGAAGCCCGGGCGGCAUGGACCUCACUCGGCUGUGGGUGCUGCUGGCCCUGGUCACCGUGGCCUGGGGCCAGUACGGUGACUACGGGUACCCCUACCAACAGUACCAUGACUACAGCGAUGACGGGUGGGUCAAUCUGAACCGGCAAGGCUUCAGCUACCAGUGUCCCCACGGGCAGGUGGUGGUGGCCGUGAGGAGCAUCUUCAACAAGAAAGAAGGCUCGGACAGACAGUGGAACUAUGCCUGCAUGCCCACGCCCCAGAACCUCGGGGAGCCCACGGAGUGCUGGUGGGAGGAAAUCAACAGAGCUGGAAUGGAGUGGUACCAGACGUGCUCCAACAAUGGGCUGGUGGCGGGGUUCCAGAGCCGCUAUUUUGAGUCCGUGCUGGAUCGGGAAUGGCAGUUUUACUGCUGUCGUUACAGCAAGAGAUGUCCAUAUUCCUGCUGGCUGACCACAGAAUAUCCAGGCCACUAUGGGGAAGAAAUGGACAUGAUUUCCUACAAUUACGACUACUAUAUGCGAGGAGCGACCACCACCUUCUCUGCAGUGGAAAGGGAUCGCCAGUGGAAGUUCAUAAUGUGCCGAAUGACCGACUAUGACUGUGAAUUUGUGAAUGUUUAGAGCUUCCACCUACCAAAUCUGGGCGAGGGGAACGGGGCCAGGAGACCGGAGGAUGCCCACGCAGGUCCACGUCAGCUGGAGCUCCAAAGCGGUUUCUGCUGCUCUUUUCUCCUCCCUGAGCUGGUUAGUGGCCACAGCACCAGCUUUCUGGGCCUUCCUGACUAGUAUCACACUUCUAAUAAAAUCCACAAUUAAA